Anisakis simplex (herring worm) is the source of this 345-nucleotide messenger RNA. NCBI's taxonomy places the organism in Eukaryota, Metazoa, Nematoda, Chromadorea, Rhabditida, Anisakidae. The record is from the annotation of a GenBank genome assembly.
AUGGAAUCUGAACUGGCGAUGUGGCAAGAUGAGUGUCGCAAGGCGAAAUCUGAAGCUGAAAGUGUGAAUCAAAAGCUGAAAUAUGCGAAUGUGGAGCAAGAACGUUUGCAGGAACAACUCACAGAACUUAAGGACGAAUGCGAGGGCAAGCAAGUUGAAGAUGACAAGAUUAGGGAUCAGUAUGCAUUGGCGUUGAAGAAUUCAAACGAUCAAUUGGAAGAAGCGCAGAAACACAUCGUCGAACUAGAAGAUGUACGUUCCAAAAAUGAGCAGCUUACUGCUGAACUGUCAGCUUUGAGGGAAGAAUACGACAGUUUAUCUGCAAAAUGCAAACAGGUCGAAUAG